GCCGCGGGUGGCUCCCUUUGGGUCCUAGGCCCGUACCAAGCACUGCCGGCGCCGCCGCCAUGACAGCGUCGCGACUUUCUGUGCUGUUAGGCCUCGUCCCGGCAGCUGCGUGGAGAGCGGCAAGAUCACCCCAUGUGUGUCACUCUUUGAGAAAAGCAAGUUCGCAAGGGGGAAAGUCUGAACCUAUCAAACAAUCCAUUAAGAAGCCAAAGUUACCAGUAGGUCGUUUUGAUGCCCCAGAAGAUUCCAAUUUAGAGAAAGAACCACUGACAAAAUUUCCACAUGAUGUUAAUCCUGUUACCAAAGAAAAAGGUGGACCCAGGGGCCCAGAACCUACCCGAUAUGGAGAUUGGGAACGAAAAGGACGCUGUAUUGAUUUUUGAGCUGCCUGUUCUUUAACCUCAUUAUCUUUUUCUGAAUCCGAAUUAUUUCUGAUUAUCUUCUUUCUUAUAUCCUUUAGAUCACCCAAUUC
This is a messenger RNA of Condylura cristata (star-nosed mole), 472 nucleotides long. It is a transcript of the gene SDHAF4, whose product is annotated as succinate dehydrogenase complex assembly factor 4. Gene Ontology annotation, cellular component: mitochondrion. Lineage: Eukaryota; Metazoa; Chordata; Mammalia; Eulipotyphla; Talpidae. Bases 60 to 383 code for a protein of 107 amino acids. The record is from RefSeq and is a predicted model, not a curated record. Gene Ontology annotation, biological process: mitochondrial respiratory chain complex II assembly. The transcript is spliced from 3 exons.